Molecule: messenger RNA, 2509 nt
Organism: Sphaeramia orbicularis (orbiculate cardinalfish)
Lineage: Eukaryota; Metazoa; Chordata; Actinopteri; Kurtiformes; Apogonidae
Gene: tmem163a
Product: transmembrane protein 163a
Exons: 8
Coding region: 400-1272 (290 amino acids)
Cellular component (GO): synaptic vesicle membrane
Molecular function (GO): zinc ion binding
Source: RefSeq, a predicted model, not a curated record
AAAGGGGAGGAGGGAGAAAAACUUGCUGGCACCGCCUGCCAUAUUCACAGCACAUCUCAGCAAUUUAUCGCAUCAGCGCAUCUAACCCUAAACUGUGCGUAAGACUCUGCGUCCGCUUGGAGUCUGCGUCCACCCGCUGCUGCUUGUCUUCCAGGUACUGGGGACUUCACACACAGUUAUUUGGCUACUGAUGUCGUGGAGAUAAACCCGUUAUCUCCCAUCUUCUUGUCGCCGUGCCUCCCACCCCCUCUGCGCUUCUGUCGACACCGGGUGGCGGAUCGGACUCGCUGGAUGGAUGCUCCACUUCUCCAACUGCUCUGAAGCUUUUCCCUCCUGUAUGUUCUUUUAUCAUCUAGAUCCCCCGAGAAAACUAAACACAAACAACUAAAAACAACAACGAUGACAGACCUGGCGACCCAACAAGAGUCCCUCCCCGUCCCGGACCCGACAGUGGUGGAUCCGUUCGCGACCCCCUUGCGGAACGGCCAGUGCGCCCCCCCGGCGGAUGGUUUUACCAACCAUCACCAGAACCAGAAUCAGCAGCAGCCGGAGCCCCUGAGCACCGGCCAGGAAAUGAAAAUUACGGACAGCGUAGAGGGAGAAGGUCUACUGGAGAGCAGCAUGCGUCUGAAGCCGCAUGAGGCUCAGAGCUACAGGAAGAAGGCUCUCUGGGUCUCCUGGAUCUCCAUCGUGGUCACGCUCAUACUUGCUGUGGCAGCUUUCACUGUUUCAUUCAUGAGACACAGUGCGUCAGCCUUUGGAUUUGCUUUUGAUGCCACACUGGAUGUGCUGUCAUCAGUCAUUGUCCUCUGGCGCUACAGCAAUGCAGCCGCUGUACAUUCUGCACACAGAGAGUAUAUAGCAUGUGUGGUCCUUGGCAUUGUGUUUGUUCUCUCCUCCAUGUGCAUCCUGGGAAAAGCCAUUCAUGAUCUGGCGACUCGGAUGCCUCCAGAAGUGGAUGACUUCCUGUUCAGUGUGUCCAUAGUCAGUGGGCUAACAUGUGCUGUCCUGGCUGUGCUGAAGUUUAUGCUGGGACGAGUACUGACUAGUCGGGCACUCAUCACUGAUGGGUUUAACUCUUUGGUCGGUGCUGUCAUGGGGUUUUCCAUCCUGAUCAGUGCCGAGGUUUUCAAGCAGCAUCCUGACGUCUGGUUUCUGGAUGGAACCAUUGGAGUUCUCAUUGGACUCAUCAUUUUGGCAUAUGGGGUCAAACUUCUGAAGGACAUGGUUCCGCGUGUUCGACAGACAAGGAACUACGAACGCUUUGAAUGACAACCUGUUCAUCAACCUGAAGAGAAGUUCACUCUGUCUCUCACACACACCUCCAUCCCUUCGUCUUCUUCUCUCUGUGUUUUAUACACAUGUACAUGCAUAUGUGACUUGCACAUUCACAAGUACAUAAAUACACACUUUCAUGGUCAUGAAUACACGUGUACUGUAUAUACUGUAUAAAUUACAUGCAUACAUACUAUACACAUAUGUCAGACUUGACUGGAUACAGAAACUAAGUGCUUACAUUUACAAGUAUUCUUUACUUUUUGUCUUUUGUUCAUGAAACCUCUGGUUAAAAAUUCACCCAUCCCUCUGUGAUCCAUUUAAGGCUCAUAGGGAGAAGUGGAGUUUGGGUCACACUAGUGCAGUGCUUUAAAUGAUGUAGCUUAGGUUGUAUUUACACACACAAACUUUCAGAUGAGGUUAUGUUAAAAGGAUUAAAUUUGGUUCAAAAUGAGGAAAGUUGGCGACUCUUGAUAUAAAAAAAACUGCAGUCAGAAUGCAUCACCUACUGCUAUGACCUUUAAAAAUUUUGUGUUUGCCCAUUAAUCCCAUCCAUAUUGAAAAAUAUAAAACCCCACUGACAGAUCAGCCCAGUCAUCUAUAUUUCUAUUAUUAUUAAUUUGUAUGAGUUGUCACCUACAUGUUUUACCUAAAGCACAGAGAAUUUGUCUAAACACCAGCCCUCCUACAUCAGUGCAUUCACUAUUCAUCCUAAUUUGUUGCACAGACCUGGAAGGGGAGAAAGAGGCUCAGUCAGAGGAAGUAGACAGUGCUGAAUCAGCAAAUGCUGCAUUCACUGGCCGAACACAAAGGUGAAAAGCUUUAGCAAGCACAGCCAGGUCAGCUUUGGUUUGAAAACUACAACUCAAAUUAACUAAAGAGAGGAGAUACUAAAGGCACAUUUUUGUCCUUCAAUGAAGCUGAAGUCAUUGGACCUGUUUAUAUCACAGGCACCUCCUGUACUGUAUGUGAUGUGACCAAGGACAAACCAGCAACAUCUCCUUCAGUCACUGGUGAUUCUAGUGGAGAGUUUAGAGUCAUAUCUAUAGAGUGCUGUAUCCCAAUUCACCCCUUGGCACUCUUACCCCUUCUCCUCCAUUUUGCGCGUACACUUGAAGGGGUAGUGUUCUCCCAAUUCUCAAUUAGACGGAGGGGAAGGGCUAAGGUGGAGGGCUGUAUAGCCCUUGAAAUGGAGAUUUUUCAGGACCACACUACGAACGGAGGGGUAGGAGAA